Thamnophis elegans (Western terrestrial garter snake) is the source of this 1542-nucleotide messenger RNA. It is a transcript of the gene SPTLC3, whose product is annotated as serine palmitoyltransferase long chain base subunit 3. Gene Ontology annotation, biological process: ceramide biosynthetic process; sphingosine biosynthetic process. Bases 61 to 1542 code for a protein of 493 amino acids. Gene Ontology annotation, cellular component: serine palmitoyltransferase complex. The transcript is spliced from 11 exons. Lineage: Eukaryota; Metazoa; Chordata; Lepidosauria; Squamata; Natricidae. The record is from RefSeq and is a predicted model, not a curated record. Gene Ontology annotation, molecular function: pyridoxal phosphate binding; serine C-palmitoyltransferase activity.
GGUGUAGCAAAUGGAACUAUCUAUAAACGACCAUUUAAUGAAUCCUUUGAGCAACCACCCAUGUAUGUUUCUGUGCUUACAUUUCUUGGUUUUGUAUUUGCAACAUUAUUUGGAUACUUGCGAGAUUUCUUAAGAGACUAUGGAAUACACACAAAGGUUGGCACUACCGAACGGGAAGAGCAAAUGGAUUUUGUCCCACUUUAUCAAGAUUUUGAACACUUUUUUACAAGAAACUUCUAUAUGAGAAUAAGAGAUAAUUGGAACCGCCCUAUCUGCAGUGCUCCCGGAGCAAAAUUUGAUCUGAUGGAACGUGUUUCAGAUGACAGCAACUGGACAUUUAGGUUCACUGGAAGGAUAAUCAAGAAUGUAAUCAAUAUGGGUUCAUAUAAUUACCUUGGCUUUGCAGAAACUGACCACAAUGCUUUGAAGACAGUGAGUUCAGUGUUAAAUAAAUAUGGCACAGGAGUAUGUAGCACCAGACAGGAAAUGGGAAACUUUGAUAAACAUGUGGAGUUAGAAAAUACGGUAGCACAAUUCCUUGGUGUUGAAUCAGCUCUGGCAUUUGGUAUGGGGUUUGCUACAAAUUCUAUGAAUAUUCCAGCAUUAGUAGGGAAGGGUUGUCUAAUUUUAAGUGAUGAGUUGAACCAUACUUCACUUGUUCUUGGUGCAAGGCUGUCAGGAGCUACUGUUAGAGUCUUUAAGCACAACAAUAUGCAGAGCUUAGAAAAGCUUUUGAAGGAUGCAGUAAUACAGGGACAACCUCGAAGCCGAAGAGCAUGGAAAAAAAUUCUUAUUCUAGUAGAGGGCAUUUAUAGCAUGGAAGGCUCUAUUGUACGCUUGCCAGAAGUUGUUUCCUUAAAGAGAAAAUACAAAGCCUACGUCUACUUGGAUGAAGCCCACAGCAUAGGUGCUGUUGGUCCUACAGGAAGAGGAGUUGUGGAAUACUUUGGAAUGGAUCCUAAUGAUAUUGAUGUAUUGAUGGGAACAUUCACAAAAAGUUUUGGAGCAGCUGGAGGUUAUAUAGCUGGCAAAAAGGAAUUAGUGGACUACCUACGAAUUCAUUCGCAUAGUGCAAUUUAUGCUACCUCUAUGGCUCCUCCUAUAGCCGAACAAAUUAUAAGAGCAAUGAAAUGUGUCAUGGGACUAGAUGGGACCACACAAGGACGUCAACGAAUUAGUCAGCUAGCAGAAAAUACAAGGUACUUCAGAAGAAGAUUGCGUGAAUUGGGCUUCAUUAUUUAUGGCAAUGAUGAUUCUCCAGUUGUGCCUUUACUUCUUUAUUUACCUGGUAAAGUUGGGGCUUUUGCAAGACUCAUGUUAUCCAAAAACAUUGGUGUGGUUGUAGUUGGCUUCCCAGCUACCCCAAUCACAGAAUCCAGAGCUCGGUUUUGUGUAUCCACUGCUCAUACACGGGAGAUGCUAGACACGGUCCUGAACGCUCUGGAUGAACUGGGUGAUUUUUUGUGUCUGAAAUAUUCCCGGCACGCUAGGUCAUCUCGUCCUGAACUGUACGAUGAAACAAGCUUUGAACUUGAAGAUUAA